AUGUCGGAAACACCUGGACGCCCCAUGAAGUUCCCCUAUACCCUUUCGGCCAAAAUGGCACAGUUUCCUUUUAAAUUCUACUUGGAGAAACAAUGGAUAUGGAGGUACUGGAUGGUUGGUAUUGCUGUUGCUGCACCAGUCUUCUACAAGAUACACAAAAUGGCUAACUCCCCUGAGAAUGUUAGCAAGUGGGCUGAAAUCAGAAGGAAGGAGGCGGCCGCUCACCACUAG
Danaus chrysippus (African queen) is the source of this 231-nucleotide messenger RNA. The record is from the annotation of a GenBank genome assembly. Lineage: Eukaryota; Metazoa; Arthropoda; Insecta; Lepidoptera; Nymphalidae.